This is a messenger RNA of Eimeria maxima, 1866 nucleotides long. RefSeq lists its product as hypothetical. The transcript has a single exon. The record is from RefSeq and is a predicted model, not a curated record. NCBI's taxonomy places the organism in Eukaryota, Apicomplexa, Conoidasida, Eucoccidiorida, Eimeriidae. The coding region runs from base 1 to 1866 and encodes 621 amino acids.
AUGGCGGGGCAGUCUCCUGCUGGAGGGCCCGAGUUGCCGCUCGUGACAUCUCACACCAGCCUAGAACCGUGCGAGCGUCGUGAUGGGCAUAGAAACUCAGCAGAUGUGCCCGACAUAAUUGGAUCUGAUCCACAAGUGACGACCACGCGGGAGGUGAAGUCAGCAUCCCGAUGGAUGCGACCAAAGGCCGUUUCCCUCACUUUUUGGUUUGUUGCAGCUUGCGUUGUAGGAAUGUCUGUGUUGUUUUCCCAUUGCAUCCUCUCUAAAAAGAUUAAUGAAGGGGCUGCGGGGAGGCGGCUUGCAGCUGGUAAUGAAGGGCAUGGGUCUCCAUUAGGGAGAAACCCAUUAUUUGAUGAAGAAGAGUGGAUCAGUUUGGAUGCUGAUAUGCUUGCAUCGCUUUGCACUCAAAUAGGUGAGUGGACCCAUCCACAAUCUUCCCAAGAUACUGCAGGCUCCUCGCAAUCGGUGAUAGGGGUGGUCUCGAGCUCGGAAGUGCAAGGGCGAGACAACUCUUUGCGCGACCCGGGUAUCGUGCCGGUACUCCAACAGUCCGCUCAAGAAAACACUUUCGGAAUGAGUGGAGACGAAGGACCACAAAAUGCUCCUGCUCCGGCUAUUCCUGGUUCAAGCUGGAUGGUUGAUGCACCUGCAGGAACAGGUUCCGCUUCUGAUCGUAGCCUUGGGCAGAACUAUCCACAGGUUGUUCAGCCUGGCGAGCUCCCUCCCAAUUUAUUUCCACCAGAUAUUCCGUUUCUACCUUCUCUCUUUAAUCCUCUUCCAGGCUUGACAACCCAGCAUGUGUGGGGCCAAACCUUACAGGAGAUGGAUGCCGUGCCACAGUCCUCCCAAGCUUCACAGCGUCAGUACUAUCCGUUGGAUGUUGAUCAAGGCCUGGACAAUUUCGGUGUUUCGCCACAGAGAGUUGAUGAGGUUUCAGCACAAUUACCAUCUUCAGGGCUCUCUACAAGUUCAUCCGAGACGGAUGGAUCUAGUUUAGGCCACUCCCAAGUGAGUGAUGCAGGGGGAGAGAACCAAGGCACCUGGAGCGAGAGGUCACAGCAAACAAAGCUCUUACUGAGACAGAAGUUGCUGAUGAAGUCACAUGCCAGGACAGACACUGUCAGCAAUUCAAAUGAUAAGAGGGGCCCUAAAAGUGCCAGGACAGCGACUGUCAGCAAGUCAAAUGAGAAUAGGGACCCUACAGAUGCAGAAGUACAGCCUUCAGAAGAGGCAUGCACCGAAGACGGGAACGGUCAGGUGCAGCUGCCCAAACUGCACCCAGAUAUACGGCCGGAAGAUAUGAAAGUGAGGUUGUACUAUGAUCCGGAUAGAUGUGGACCUUUGAUCUUCUAUCUUAUGGCUAUUAAACGCCUGUGUAAGCGGUCGGUCCUCGGCAUAUCAGCAGCUAAUCAAAUGUUUAAUGCUGCCCAAAAGUUGGCCUCUCGCGUUCUUAUGUCUAUGACGGUCCCUGUUGAUAAUACGAAGCCUUCUGCAGCCGUUGAAUCCCUGGGGCGUCGCUUCUUGGCGUUCAAUGCGUUCUAUAAAGUAUUGCAAGUGUUGGGGGAUGUCCCACAGCUGAAAGAAUCAUGGGCGUUGAUGCUUAGAAAAGUGCCAACGACGUAUUCGCACAAGCCUCGGUGCGGGCUUGAAGGCAAGUACGGAUUCCAGUACAAAUUGGCGAAGCGACUGAGCAGAGCCCUGGAGUUGUACAAGCUUGGAGGUGCUCCCACAUUCCAAGAAGUCAUGGAAAUAGAGAACCAACUGUUCUGUAUGAGAUCCUCUCCGAAAUGCUUUCUUACUAAAACGUGGUCCGUGUGGCGAGGACAAGACAACGGACAAGACAACGGAUCUGAUGAUGAACAAUGA